Messenger RNA from Cladocopium goreaui, 2316 nucleotides. Lineage: Eukaryota; Dinophyceae; Suessiales; Symbiodiniaceae. The record is from the annotation of a GenBank genome assembly.
AUGUCGCUCCGACGCUGGGAUGAUGAUGAUGCAGACUCUUGUUCAGAGGGUGGUGGGGUGAAGAGAUACGAUUCCACUUCAGACUCUGACUAUGGGUCAAAUGAGUCUUCGGAGUCAAGUGCCGAGACCUCUGAUACCUACACGAGCAUGUCGGAUUCUGGUUCUGAAUCUGGGAGCGAUGGUCAGGGAGGGACUGGCUACGUGGACUUGGUAUAUGAAAGGCUCCAAUCUUUGCAUGCUCAUGGCACAGUACCCAGAAAGGACUUCACAAAAUAUGCAAAGAAAGGCAUGUCAGCGAAACGCGUCAAAGCUGCAGUGACUAAGCCAUGCUGCACUUGCAUGUGCAAGCUUCCUGUAAAGAUCUUGUACCAGCUAUGUGUGGCAUUCUGGAGUUUGACAAAGCAGUCACAAGACUCAUGCCUGUGGAGUAUUCAGAAUGAAUCUGGUGGCAACAUCAAAAAAAAACAGUGGUACAUGGCAGGAUAUCCCGUCUGUCGUGAUUCCUGGGCGUUCAUGCUUGGAGUGGGAAAGCAUCGCUUGAGCCGUUGUCGCCACACGUUUCAAGGGAGAGAUGGUAGAUCCCUGACAUGCCGUGGUGGACCAGCUGCGCCGCCUAGCGUGAAAUCAGCCAGUGUGACCAACUUUUUGAUCCACCUUUACUGGACGGCAGCAGAGUCCAUGCCAACAGCGAUCCUGUCAAAGACCACUGACAAGACAAGCGAUGAUGCCCUGCGAGAAGAGUUGCUCCAGAGGUUGAUUGAUUGUAAGCUCAUGGUGGCUACCACCCAAAUAGCCUUCAAUCAAUCUCCAAGUCGUCUAGCGCUUCGUGAGUUACCCCAUGGGUGCUGGUCCAAUGUUUACUUGUUGUACGCAGCCCAUUGCCGGGCAAAACAGGAAUGUCCAGCCUCCAAGUCGACCUUUUUCUCUGUGUCUUUGGCCUGGCGGUGCUGCUUAAGAUUCCACAAGAAGACCCAACAUUCCCUUUGUGCUGUGUGCAGUCGGUUGAAAAUGCUGAUCAGAAAUUCGAAGGAUCUGAAGUCCCAUGCCGAGUACAGUGACAGACUCUUGACGCAUUACUCCCAGACUCUCCAAGAUCGGCAAAUUUACUGGUGUGCACGUGACCGUGCGCGGCUUCAUGGGGACAUUUUGGUCUUGAUCAUCGACUCUUAUGACAAGGCGAAGGUAUGCCUGCCCAGGUUUCCAUUCCAGCGCACUCCAAAGAAACCCAUUUACGAUCGCAUUCGCCGCACCACGAUGACCUUGACUGGAUGCAUCGUUCAUGGAGUUGGUGUGUUCUUAUACUUGGCAGAUGAAGGGAUGGGAACAGGGGCGAACUGGACCUUGGAAGUUGCAAUGCGGUCGAUUGAUCGGGCCUAUGGCAUUUUGCAGGCCAAAAACGCCCCGUUUCCAGCCGAGUGCUGGAUUCAGGGGGACAACGCGGUUAAGGAAGUCAGAAACAGCUAUACUGGACGUUGGGCUUCUUUGAUGUGCCAAGCAGGCUUUUUCAUGGGUGUGUCCCACCAUCAUUUGAUGGUGGGACACACCCAUGAAGACAUAGAUGGAGUGUUUUCCAUUGUCACCUCGGCCUUGAAUGCCAUGAUGGACUUGCAGACCCCACGAGAUGUGCAAAGGACUCUGGUCAACCGGAUGCGACCCUUGUUUGCCCGGUCCAACUUGGUCUUUGACUGCGAGAUCGUGGACACAAUCCGGGAUUGGUGUACUUUGAUGCCAGCUGGGGCUACUUUGAAGAACUGCUACAGGGCUCGCAAAGGCGAUGGUGAAGGGAAUGACAGUUACGCUGUGCCCCAAAGCUUCACCUUCAUGGUCCGGGAAGGAAUGCCAGGGGGUGGUGUUGGAAUCGAGAUGGAUGACAAUGUUCCGCGUAGGCUGCGCUCAGAGGGGCGUAGCAAAGAUGUGUUUGCUAUGGUGAAAGCUGCAAUGUCAGACCAAGUCUUGUCACAGCCACCUAUCCUGGUUUAUCCACACAGCUACCUUCCUGCGACACAGUCCUUCGUGAACCGCAUCAAUAGCACCACCUUGACGAUGAAUGCAUCGCUAGAUGAAUCCCGCUCCGAAGAGCUGUCUGAUUUGGCCAACAACAUCGAGCAGGACUUCCCGCACCUGCAGCGUGGAGCCAACUACCUGAGGUCGUUGGUAAAUUCUGAGAGGGCACGACAGCCUUUCCCUGUUUUGAAUUUCAUUGAAGCAGGGCCAUCAGCCUCUAGCAAUUUGCAUGAGUUCCGAUUGGGCAACCGUGUCCUGCCCCCCAAGCCAUACAAGCUUCAGGUUGUCUACCGGCAUGCGCUGGCCAAUUAA